GGUAGACAGGCACGAGGGGAAUGUGAAGCACAAAUCGAACAUGGCGRCUGCAUCUCCGUCGGGAUCGCUCGAGAUUUACACUAAAGAUGGUUGGCAGCGGGUUGUAGCAACACUAGACGAUGAUCUACUAACUCUUAACGUAGAAAGCGCACCUACCACGAACGGGGAGGCACAAACCCCACCAUCGCCUCGAACGGUGGAGCCAAAUGACCGAACAGAACCUCCAGAAUCGAUUGCUAACGAAAUCCGCACAGUUCGUGUCAUCAAGCAAGAAGUUGGCGGGCUUGGAAUAAGUAUUAAAGGAGGCAAGGAAAACAGAAUGCCUAUAUUGAUAUCGAAGAUAUUCAAAGGCCUAGCAGCAGAUCAGACUGAAGGGUUGUACAUAGGCGAUGCUAUUUUGGCGGUAAAUGGGGAAGACCUGAGGAAUGCGACGCACGACGAGGCAGUACGUGCUUUGAAGCGAGCUGGCAAAGAAGUUGAUUUGACAGUCAAAUACGUGAAAGAAGUCACUCCAUACUUCCACCGAAAUGCCGAAAUUGCUUCUGAACAGAGCUCGGACGGCCACACGAACAGUUUAGGGAAGACAUCUUGGAGUGAAGUGAAGAAUAUCCCUUUGAAAUUAUGCUACGUUACAAAAUUCGUCGCGAAUAAGAUUGAAAACCCUGGCAGAACGAUGGAAUUAUUUGCCCCUGRUGGACGAUCCGCUUGUUUAUUGAAAGCCAAGGACAAUGGUUCUUUCCUAGAAUGGUUUAACGCUCUUCAUACGAAUAUCUCACGGUUACUGGCUCCAGCAACGGAAGAGGUCAACGAAAUGCUCAGUAGUAGUGUUGGUUAUCGAGAGAUAAAAUCAAUGGGCUGGUUGAGUGAGCAAGUUCACCUUGGUGGCGAUAGUAGUCGCAUGGACUGGAAGCCUGUAUUUAUGGCCCUAACAGAAAAAGAUAUGUUACUUUACGAAGCAGCACCUUGGUCAAAAGAAGACUGGAGUGCACCCUUUCUUAGUCAUCCUCUUCUUGCUACAAGACUUGUACACUCUGGGCAUGGGAAUAACCAUAUACAGCACCAAGACCUUUGUUUUGGCACAAGAACAGGAUCAAGAAAAGGAGUAGAAGCACACCUAUUCAGAGUAGAAACUUCAAGAGAAUUAGCACAUUGGUCGCGCAGCAUUGUACAAGGUGCACAUGAUGCUGCCAUACUUAUCAAAGAAAUCAACUGUGCUGUAACGUGGCAAGGACAAGAAGCACGAUUAACAGUCCACUAUGAAAAUGGUCUAACCCUUACAGAUGCUCGCUCAGGUAGUGAUAAUGCUACAAGAUCACAGACCUUCUGGUAUUUCCCCUUUGAAAGGCUCAAGAUGUCUGCCGAUGAUGGCCAUCAUUUACUUUGGUUAGACUUUGGAGGGGAAGAUGGUGAACAGGAACUAGACCUCCAUGGCUGCCCAAAGCCAGUCGUUUUUGUACUCCACACAUUCCUAUCUGCAAAAACAACACGCCUUGGACUUUUUGCUUAAUCAAAGAUAGAAAAAAUUACAAUAAAUAACUUUACAUCAAGGCUGCCAAAAUAGCCUGAACUUAUAAAUGAUUGUGGCUGACAGUGUUGAAGAGUGAGACCAAAAAUGUUUCAUAUACAUGUAGAAAGCUAGUAAUGUUUUUAUCAUCCAUUUACAUUUAUCAAAAUUACUGCUAGAACUAGUGAAAAUUAGAAUUGUAUAAAUGUGUGCAAAGAGAUAGCUCAUAUCAUACAGGUGGGAAUUUUUAAUAGUGUUACCACUAAGUUGUGCCGCAUUCAAGAGUUUUGAUUGACUGGUCCAGAAUGCCAUUUGUUGUUUGGCAGAGACCACAAACUGUUUGAGGUUAAUUGAUCAUAUACCUUUCUCUUUAGCUUUCAAAUGUUUUCUUAUGUCAGACCAUGUGUCGUAGACCUUUCUCUCACAGCAGCCAAAGAUGGGUGGAAAAUAUCUUGACCCCUAGCUUUGCAUUGAAGCACUUCCAGACGAGUUUGAAUGGGUAGAAACAAGGAAUUUUAAUAAUUAUUAUGGAAAUAUACAAGGSCGCUGCAUGAUAAAGGUCUGUUCCUUAGGAAAGAAGGCUGUGCAAUUGGCUUACAUUGACAUUAAUGUAAACAAAGAAAUAAUUCACAAGGAAAUGACAUGGCCUGCGACACGACAAAGCUGAAGUAUUAUUUGAUUUUGGAGGAGAGGUAUAAAUAAAAUACCUCGCAGUUCCCUGUGGAAAGUAGCGUUUACUCUUGUACUUCCUAUAAAGCUGUUGAUACACACUGAAAUUUUUCUCAAGCUGAAAAUGUUUUUAGAAUUUGCAACUACUGUGAAAUUAAAUUGCAAUGUCUAUCAUGUCUAAAGAUAUAUACACAGACUGUGUUAAUGCAAGUUGUGAAAUUUAUAAAUUCUUCCAAAAAAUUUUACGUUACAAAAUUUUAGUUCAAGAUAGUUUUACUCCUGUUAAGAAAUCAUUAAAUCGAUCACUUUAUACUACACAGAUAGAGCAACUAAUGUCCUAGCAUGAUUAUGAUUUCAUGAUAACAUGAAGGGAAACUUCAGCUUGAGAAAACUAAAAUUUUGAUACCACAAUUUAGAAUUUGCAGAAUUUAUUGACAGCUUUAUCUUAUCAAAUUAAUAUCAAUAUUUUAAAGAGACAUAUUUUUAACUUCCCACCUUAGUAAUCUGCUAAAAGAAUUUAAUAGGUUUGUGAAACUUGUUGUUAUGGAUUUUGAAUUCUCAGUUCUCUUAUCUCAGGGCUUUCAGAACAAGUCAACAGCUCUGGAAACUGCUCCAAUGUUAACAGAGCCCCCCUCCCCCUGGACUUAGAUGAACCAACUUAGAUCAAAGUUAAAAACAUAUUUCAAUAACAAAAACAAAUUGACAAAAACAAUUCAGAUAUUAUUUGUAUCAAGAAACUUGUAUUAGAGUACAAACACUAAGUUAGUGUGUAACAUAUAUACCACUAAAUACUGCUAAAUUAUGCUAAUCCUAUUGUUUUCUAUUGUUUAAUUAGCAUUAUUUACUACUAAAUAGUGCAAAGUGUUGCACACUUUUAGUGUUUGUACUCUAAUAGAGAAAAGAGAAUUCAAUUAGUUAAAUAACUUCAUGUUUCACAUUUUUUUAAAUUAUUUUAGCAUUACGGAUAGAUGAAAAGGUUUAUGUUAUCUAGUUAAUCCAGAAUUUACAUCUAUUUUAUUAAAGAUAGGGACAUUUUUUCAGUUAUUUAGUGUCAUUUAUACUUAAAGAUCCAUUUAAUUGAGUUUUGUGUCCAAGUGUAAUUAUUGUGAAGACACAGAAAAAAAUAAAGACAGUUAUAUUUUACUUAUUUUUUAGGCCUGGAAAAGAUUUGUUUAAAACCUUCAAAUCCUGUAUAUAACAUGUGACUCAUUUUUGGCCRUUCAACAAUAGAUACCAUUGACAACUACAUCUAAAUUGACAUUAGUUUUUUGUUGGUCCUCUUAUCAAUGCAUCAUCACAUCAAAGUAGUAAUGCAGAUCCACUCGGCUAUGCCUCUUGGAUCCACACUACUUUGACAAUAUGAUGACGCAAUUUAUUGUCAACAAAAGGACACACACAUAAAAAACUGAUGUCAAUUUUUGAUUUUGUAUCUGGUAUUUCAAGGUUUCUGAUUGGACAAAUAGUGAGUUGCUACCUUCUGAUAGAUAAUGCCAUAUUAUUACUAUAAUGAUAAUGACAGCCUGGUUUUUGUCUUUUGACUUGUGAGAAUGGUUGCAAAUUGUCCGUUCCCAGCGACUUGUUGAGAUAAAUAAGAAAACAUAAUGACCAAGGUCUAUUGUGAACUGUAAAAAUCAUAGAAAYGGAGUGUUACAUCAAGACUAUAUAUAUUUGUAUGAAAAUUAUCAAUUGUAUUUUAAUUAGAAUGUUUUUUAGAAAAGUUGUAUUUUAGGAUUUUUGUGUCUUUUUGUGCACCUAUCCCACAGGGUCAAAUGAUUAAAAACAAAUUAUUGCAGUGUGGAAUAGACCCAUUGCAUGUGACGUCAAAGCAGCUCAAUAGACCCCUUGCCUAAAUGGUGGCCGCAAAUUCAGUUGAGUUAAAAUUAAACAGAGARAAACCAA
Molecule: messenger RNA, 4072 nt
Organism: Actinia tenebrosa (Australian red waratah sea anemone)
Lineage: Eukaryota; Metazoa; Cnidaria; Anthozoa; Actiniaria; Actiniidae
Product: beta-1-syntrophin
Cellular component (GO): dystrophin-associated glycoprotein complex; intracellular anatomical structure
Molecular function (GO): protein binding; structural molecule activity
Source: RefSeq, a predicted model, not a curated record